GGCCGUAUAUCAAUUUUUUGUUCUCCGCGUUCGCGAUGUUUUUGAUAAACGGAGGAGCGCUCGUGCGAGGGAUUAACGCGCGGUGUAAUUCACGCGGCAGACGAGGGCGAGGGACGUCGAAUCGAGAAUCACCGGUUUAAAGUUGGCGCAGGUGCCGGAACGGCGCGGAUCGCUGCGCGAAGUUUGGAAGGUUAGGUGGCGAACGGCGGGAAAGCGUGCGUGUCAACAAGGCAUGUGAUAGUGAGGCUAUCUGCGUGCGACGGUGUCGAUCGGUAUCGAUUGAUGAUUCACGUGAUUUACUUGAUUAUCGUCGCUAUAAUCGGACUUUUAUGCGCGCUGCUCAAGGCCGAGAUCGACGAGCGGCUCGGAGAUUUAAGCAUGAAGAGAGGAAGGUUAUCGCUGGGCAGGAGGCCCUUCAACGAGAGCAGUAAUGUAGUGGAAAUAUCAGAUGAUGACGUGACGAUUUGUGAAGCAACUAGCGUUUCAAGUAGCAUGACAGUCGCUUCCAAGUCUAAUUCAAGGCAUUAUGUGUUAGAGGACUCGAGCAGCGAUGAGGAUGUUACAGUUGACGAUGUUCCAUCUACUUUUAACAAGAGUCCAUCGUUGUUUAAUUGGAAUAAAACGAAUGAUAUGUUCUGGAAUGGAAUUAAAAUGAAUUUUGCUGCUGAUACGUUGCCAUGUCAAAGCAAUUUUCCAGAAAGCAGUGACUCGCACAGCUCGAGACAAGUGAUGCCCACAGAGACACCUAAUAAAAAACAAAAAGUAAUGAAUGAUUGGACAGACGAUGAUGAUGAGAUAAGCAUUUUAGAUAUUCGCGAAAAAGACAAUUUACCAUCUCAAGUGGGAAUACAGUACGAAUUACUGAUUGCUGGAACCAAAGUUAAAUUUCCUGUCAAGCCAUAUUCAUGCCAGAAAUCACUAGUAGGUAGUCUCAUUACAGGAUGUACCAAGGAGGAGAACUGUCUCUUGGAAAGUCCUACUGGUAGCGGUAAAACUCUGGCGCUUCUCUGCGGAGCUCUGGCGUGGCAGGAGCAAUACAGUGAGAAAAUAUGCCGAGAAGCACAGAGCGAUGGAAUGGUAGAGAGCUCAUGCUGCUACGAUGAUUCAGUAGAGAACAAUUUCUUCCUAAACGCGUCGCAGUACUUUGACGAAGAAACGCACGAUAAAAUUUCGGACAAAGCAAGAAAAGUGCCAAAGAUAUAUUACGGAACACGAACGCACAAGCAAAUAGAGCAGGUAAUAAGAGAAUUGAAGAAGACCGCGUACAGGCAUAAGAGGAUGACUAUAUUGAGCAGCCGGGAUAACACGUGCAUUCAGGAUACCGAGAGGAACAAAACCGAAUUGUGCUACGAGCUACUCGAUCCGCUAAAGGGUAAAAAAUGCCAAUACCACAGUGAGAACAAUAAGAAACAUUUUGACCAUAUGCAAUCGCCUUGGGAUAUCGAGGACUUGGUCUCGUUAGGCAGAAACUUAAAGUCCUGUCCAUAUUUCGGCGCGAGAGCUUUGAUGGCCAACGCGAAUAUCAUCUUUUGUCCUUACAAUUAUAUCCUGGAUCCAGGGAUUCGCGACAGCAUGCAAAUCAAUCUGAAAGGCAGUAUCGUGAUUCUUGACGAGGCUCACAAUAUUGAAGAUAUAUGUCGGGAAGCUGCCAAUGUGAUUCUCAGAGAUGACGAGAUCAAAAAUGCUGCUAAGAACUGCGAAGAUCUUUCAAAAAAAAGAAACCAUGACGGCGCCAUGUUUGAGCCCAUACAAAUAUAUCUUACGGAUAUGAUAAAAUUUCUUCAAAAUGUUGACGUCGAACAAAGUAGUUUUAAUAACGGAAUGGUCAGUAAAUGUUGGCUUGGUAACGAAUUUCGAGUAUUGCUCGACAUAAAUAACGUCGGUUGUCCUAGAUUUAUCGAUUUUCGUAAUGCCAGUACGAAAGUUAUAAACGAUUUCAUUGAAAAUACGAGGGAAGAGAAAUCGAAGACAAUAAUGCCCACUAUUUCGCGAGAGACUAAAAACAUUCUCGAGAAAUUAUGCUUUGCUAUGCAGAUGAUUGAAUCUGAUAUUUUUGUUAAUGAUUAUAGGAUGUACAUCGCAGAAACGGUGGAAAUUUUGAAGCCUGUAAUCACCAAAGAUGGCUGGAUGUCAAAAGAUGUCAAGAAGGGCAAAGUACGGACCAUGAAGAUGCUAUGUAUGAAUCCUGCUAUAAUAUUUGCGCCUCUGGCCCACAACGCCCGGUCUGUGAUACUCGCUUCCGGUACUUUGACGCCGACCGCAUCGUUUCAAAGCGAGCUUGGCGCACAAUUCCGUAUAGUCAAUCCUAAUCAUAUUGUACCAAAGGAUCAAGUAUAUGUAAGAUGCAUAUCACAGGCACGAAAUGGCGAACCUUUAAGGACCACAUAUGAGAACAUAAACAAAUGGGACACUCAGGAUAACCUCGGUAAUUUGGUUCUUGAAAUAUGUAACACAGUACCAUAUGGGGUACUAUGUUUCUUUUCGUCUUACAAUACAAUGAACACCAUACACAAUAGAUGGAUGAAUACCGACAUAUGGGACAAACUCUGUGAAUUGAAGCAAAUUUUUAUAGAGCCUCAAAAUAAUAAAAAUAUGCACGAAGUCAUGAGGGAAUAUCGCAGUGUAAUUAAGGAAUCGUCGUCUGAAUCAUUUCGCGUAGCAUGCGGAGCUAUCAUGUUUGCAGUUUUCAGAGGAAAGAUGGCAGAAGGAAUCGAUUUCAGCGACAAUGAAGCGCGUUGCGUUUUAGCAAUUGGAAUACCAUAUCUUUGUAAAAACAACGAUAUAAACAUGAAAAUGGAUUAUAAUACCGCGAAUAUCAAAACCAAAGGUUUGCUAUCUGGUAGAGAGUGGUAUACUGUAAACGCAUUUAGGGCGCUAAAUCAGGGAAUAGGCCGUUGUGUCAGACAUAUAAACGAUUGGGGUGCUGUGCUGUUAGUAGAUGAAAGAUUUAUGCAAUCAAAGUACACCGACUAUCUACCAAAAUGGAUUAAAACAAAUAUAAAAUCCGAUAAUAAGGAUCUAGAAAUAGACCUUCAAGAUUUUGUAGCUAUACAAGUUGCACGUGAAAGAGGAAGAAAAUGUAUAGCAAAUUUAAAAAAAGACUUUUAGAGGAUAUAAAAAAGUUCAUGCACGCCAAAUGAAGAACUUUUUAUUAGAAAUGAUUAUGAUGUUCAACAAUUAUUAUAAUGUUAUAUACUUAAUUAAGUAUUCUAUUUACACGAUUUUUAAUGUUACAUAUUAAUUGUGUCUCGUUUUUCAAUCAUUCUCAAUUGUUUUUUCUUCAUUCUCUUUAUUUUCGCAGUAUUCUUAAUCUGAAAGUAAUACAAUUUUAUAGAAUUAUUUAAAGAGAUUUAUUAAUGUCCAUCUGCACCAAUAGCACAACUUUAACUUAGUUUCUAUUUUUCAAAUUUUUAGAAAUAGAGCAUGCAGAAUUUAAAGUUUAGCUUUGAUGCAAAUGGGCCUAAGAGUUUCAUGAUAUAUUCAACAAUGUAUAAUAUUAUUAUAUAAAUAACAGCAACAUUUACUUACAACUUG
This is a messenger RNA of Monomorium pharaonis (pharaoh ant), 3534 nucleotides long. Its product is annotated as Fanconi anemia group J protein. Bases 283 to 3108 code for a protein of 941 amino acids. The record is from RefSeq and is a predicted model, not a curated record. Gene Ontology annotation, cellular component: nucleus. Gene Ontology annotation, biological process: nucleotide-excision repair; double-strand break repair involved in meiotic recombination. The transcript has 15 exons. Gene Ontology annotation, molecular function: DNA binding; ATP binding; hydrolase activity, acting on acid anhydrides, in phosphorus-containing anhydrides. Lineage: Eukaryota; Metazoa; Arthropoda; Insecta; Hymenoptera; Formicidae.